Trichoderma harzianum CBS 226.95 is the source of this 2393-nucleotide messenger RNA. RefSeq lists its product as hypothetical. The transcript is spliced from 4 exons. Gene Ontology annotation, molecular function: RNA polymerase II cis-regulatory region sequence-specific DNA binding; zinc ion binding; DNA-binding transcription factor activity, RNA polymerase II-specific. Bases 130 to 2349 code for a protein of 739 amino acids. Gene Ontology annotation, biological process: positive regulation of transcription from RNA polymerase II promoter by galactose. Gene Ontology annotation, cellular component: nucleus. The record is from RefSeq and is a predicted model, not a curated record. NCBI's taxonomy places the organism in Eukaryota, Fungi, Ascomycota, Sordariomycetes, Hypocreales, Hypocreaceae.
UGUAUAUUUUGGGAUCUCGAAUAUACAGCGGCCUUGGGCAACCUUAAUUAAUUAACCCCACCAGGUUUCUAGAUUCUCAGAACUCAAGCACGACAUCUCUUAUCCAAAACUCUGCAUUUUCCCUGCAGUAUGCAGCCUUCUUUGAAACCACGCCGCCAUGCAAGGGUCCCAGAAAACCGUAAGCGAGGCCAAUAUAUCUCAGCGGCGUGUGCAGCUUGCCGCAAAGCCAAAGUUCGUUGUGACGGAAGAACUCCCUGUUGCCACUGCGAGAAGCGUUCCACUCAAUGUCAUUAUCCUCCCUCCAGGGUCCGAAUGUGCAGUGAGGGCAAGAGAGGAGAUAAAAGUCAUUAUGGCCGCAAUAGAUCGCCAAACAAGAACCUCCUUGCGUUGUCUCUGCAGCGACAAGCAACAACACCGCUGGAAGCACAAUCGUCUCUGAUCGAUUCACAAAUGCCGAAUCGGACGGACUGGAAUUCUCAUGGAGAAUACUUUCCGUGUCUUCGGGGUCUCUCUAUGGAAGACGAAAGGAUUUCUGAUGAAGGCAAAGUUGGAUCCGCAUUUUUAUCGUUACCCUUGCCGAGCUUUUGCGGGCCAAGCAGCUCUAGCUUCGGCUUCAGCAUGGCAGAAUUUAUUCUACAACAUCUAAUGGAAGAUUCAGUCUACACCGACAACGAUGGCAGAUCUGCAUUGGCCAAAAUUCAAGUCUCUAGUGAUGACAGAUCUUGUCUCAACUCCGAGCAGGCAGUCCCGUCUCCAACAAACUUCGAUCUUUGUCAAACCAUGGAGCUUGAGGAAGCCCUUCGUCUUCUUGGUGUGUAUCAUGAAGUUUUUGGCAUCUUGCAUCCGUUUCUGGACAUGGCAACGCUGCGUCGGCAAGCCAACGUGCUUUGGGGAGCAUUAAAACCCGUUCCAUCCAGUCAACGGACUCUAUAUCCACCAAGUCAGGAUAAUGAAGUAGUGAAACUGGCUAUUGCAAUCGCGUUACUUUGCGAGAGUGGAGGCUGUCACCCCACCGCCACUGGGAUAUACCAAAGCAUGCAAGCUAUAGUCGUCCAGAGCGUUUUAGGGUUGUCGUUCGAUCUGGGACGGCUGGUGUUGUUAGUUCUCAUUGGGGUUUAUCACUGGUACCAGGGCGAUUAUCGACUAAGCUCCAGAUUUUUGGCCGUCGCAGUCCGACUGAUAUUCGAAACUGGGAUGCAGAAAAAGCAAAUAUUGCUGCGACACUUUCCUCUGAAAUCCGAAAGAGAAAUGGCCACUUUACUGGUGUAUACAUCCAUUGUAUUAGAUCACCAGAUGAGCUUUGCUGCGGGCUUACCUACCACAUUCAGAGACAGGAAUAUCGAAAUACCCGACGUUUCUGAUAGUCCAUAUCUCAGAGCAAUGACCUCAUAUGUUGACUUUGGAUCACGCCACUGGAACUCGGUGGUUGACAACCACGGGGAGAUCAAGGCAGCUUUUGAUGAUGAAGCUUUUGAUCGAUUAGACGACGAAGUCAAUCGAUGGCCAAAGACGUUUUGUUUUGAUUUGCAGCCUCAGAAUCUUGAAGCCCGUUUGCUCCAAUUUGUCUCUGGCGAAGUUCCGGACAAAGCCCGCGGUCCAUUGAUCGCAAGCACCAUACUCUAUCUUCGAGCCAACCAGAUUCGCAUUCUCGUCAUGCGACCCAUUUUGUUCUCGCUGCGUAGCAUUCUCAAUCAUAGCCAUCGUGUGGCUGGCUUGAUAGAGAUUGCGCAAGAUACUAUCCACAAACUGGUUCAGCUCGAUCGGUGCAGUGACUUAUACAGAAAGCACCAAGUAAUAUUGAAUCACUUCCUCUCCUCGGCAACAUCAGUUUUCUUUCUUGCCUUGGCGCAGCGUGGUAGGCUAGAAAAGCAGGGGAUAGAUCACACCGCGUCGACAUCGCUUUCGCUAACUUCGCUGAGAGAAACCCUAUUUAUGGCUUUUGAUCUUAUCCGAUCCUACAGCUCUAUGUCUCCUGCCUCACAGCGUCUUUGGGACAGCUUCUCAGUUCCCAGAAGCCUCUUGAUCACGUACGGGUUACUAAAGCGGCCUAGCAGCCAUGAUGACGAGAACAACUUAUUUGACGACGUACAUUCUUCAAAUUUCUCAAAUAUUCUAGUGGAUCUAGAACCUGCUGAAGAAGCUUGCGUUGCAGAUGCGGAAAGUGUUUUGCAGUCGGAACUUCCUACCGCAAACUCUACUACGGAUCAUGUCAUCAACGCACCGCAGGAGGAGUUUUGCAUUUCCGACUUUCUAAUAGACUCAAGAUACGAAGCCUCACCAAAUAUUGAAGGGGAUUUGUUUUACUCAGAGGAAAACCAAGAGGAUCUCUUAAAUAAUCUGUUUCAGUAGGCACAAUAAUGAGCAAAUCGUAAUAUUCUUUAACUAUAUUCUAC